Molecule: messenger RNA, 960 nt
Organism: Argentina anserina (silverweed cinquefoil)
Lineage: Eukaryota; Viridiplantae; Streptophyta; Magnoliopsida; Rosales; Rosaceae
Biological process (GO): tRNA methylation
Molecular function (GO): tRNA (guanine) methyltransferase activity; RNA binding
Source: RefSeq, a predicted model, not a curated record
AUGGCGAUGAACUUACGGCAAUCAAUGGGAGGAUAUCUUGAUGCCUACAGUCCCCAAAACUCGGUUACUCCUGCUGGCGUUUUCGUCAACCGUGUUGAGGACGUCGAGUUUGAAUGCGUACCAAUGUUGCUUAUGGAGCAAGUGCUCAAAUUUUUGAAUGAUGUGAGAGAAGACCUUCGAAAUUCAAUGGCAAAGGAUGUUGUGACUAUUAAAAAUGAGAGUUUGAUAUCUGAUAGAGAUCAAGACCGCAUGGGGAUACAGUCUAAUGCUUAUGAAAGAAAAUUGUGUACUCAGGUGCCUAAAGAUAUCUCACUACAUUUUCAGAAGAAGAUUACUCUGUCUAAAAAUGAGAAGCAAGAUAUGGACAUUAGUUCUUUCUUCGGAAAUCAAGAAACUUACAGACAAUACCUGGAAAUAGAAAAGGACGAUAAGCUUCUUGCUCAGGUGCUUCAGUCUAGAACUCUAGAAAUGGAAAGAGAGAGAUCAAGUAGACAACAUCUUAUACUUGUAGCAUCUCUGCUUGAUCGAAUACCUAACCUAUCUGGCCUUGCAAGGACUUGUGAGGUUUUAUUUAAAGCAUCAUGUUUGGCCAUUGCGGAUAAAAAUGUACUACAUGACAAACAAUUUCAACUAAUCCGUGUGACUGCGGAGAAGUGGGUUCCUAUCGUUGAAGUCCCGGUGAAUAGUUUGAAGGUUUUCCUUCAGAAAAAGAAACGAGAAGGCUUCUCAAUUUUAGGACUAGAGCUGACUGCAAAUAGUAUACCUCUUGAUCAAUAUAUCUUUCCUAAAGACACAGUACUGGCUCUUGGCUGAGAGAAGGAAGGUAUACCAGUUGAUAUAAUACAUUUUCUGGAUGCGUGCCUUGAGAUUCCACAAUUGGGAGUUGUUAGAUCUCUAAAUGUCCAUGUCAGUGGUGCCAUCGCUCUGUGGGAAUAUACUAGACAGCAAAGAUCCCAGUAG